Knipowitschia caucasica is the source of this 666-nucleotide messenger RNA. The record is from the annotation of a GenBank genome assembly. Lineage: Eukaryota; Metazoa; Chordata; Actinopteri; Gobiiformes; Gobiidae.
AUGACCUCAUCCCGCCCCCUUCGCUCCAACAGGCGGGUCUUGGCCUCACCUGCUCACAGCCUCACCUGCUCACAGCCUCACCUGCUCACAGCCUCACCUGCUCACAGCCUCACCUGCUCACAGCCUCACCUGCUCACAGCCUCACCUGCUCACAGCCUCACCUGCUCACAGCCUCACCUGCUCACAGCCUCACCUGCUCACAGCCUCACCUGCUCACAGCCUCACCUGCUCACAGCCUCACCUGCUAACAGCCUCACCUGCGCUCACAGCCUCACCUGCUCACAGCCUCACCUGCUCACAGCCUCACCUGCUCACAGCCUCACCUGCUCACAGCCUCACCUGCUCACAGCCUCACCUGCUCACAGCCUCACCUGCUCACAGCCUCACCUGCUCACAGCCUCACCUGCUCACAGCCUCACCUGCUCACAGCCUCACCUGCUCACAGCCUCACCUGCUCACAGCCUCACCUGCUCACAGCCUCACCUGCUCACAGCCUCACCUGCUCACAGCCUCACCUGCUCACAGCCUCACCUGCUCACAGCCUCACCUGCUCACAGCCUCACCUGCUCACAGCCUCACCUGCUCACAGCCUCACCUGCUCACAGCCUCACCUGCUCACAGCCUCACCUGCUCACAGCCUCACCUGCUCACAGCCUCACCUGCUAA